Molecule: messenger RNA, 1728 nt
Organism: Dreissena polymorpha
Lineage: Eukaryota; Metazoa; Mollusca; Bivalvia; Myida; Dreissenidae
Exons: 3
Coding region: 1-1728 (575 amino acids)
Source: RefSeq, a predicted model, not a curated record
AUGAGCGUCGCAUCUGAAAGAAUCAGACGGGACCCGGAUUUGAUGGCGCCCGUUCGGACAACACUUAAUGUGGGAGGGGUUCCACACGGGAAUCUACACUUCAAACAAGGGCCACCUAGUCAGCUGUCCAGACGUCCAUCAUCGGCAGGAAGGCACUUCAACGCUCCAAUGGGCUUAAAUCCAGUGAUACAGAAAUUGCCAGUCACUAUUCAGUCAAAAUGGAUCAACAAGGCAGCGAAUUACAAGGAGACUAACUGCGUUGCAUAUCCGCCAUUUACAGUGUUAACAGAGUUUCUUGAAAGUAUGGCAGGAAGGUUCAAUGAUCCAGCAUUAGUGAUCAGUGACAAACAAAGCCAGAGUGACAUAUCUGAAAUACCCACACCGGAAGUUGCUGCAUUGUUUUCCCACCUGAAGCCAAUCAAGGACAAGUUCCCUGAACUCAUGGAGAAUCCGCACAUAGGGCUACCGAUUGGCAGAGAUAUCCCAGAAGCACAUCAUGUUCUGGAACAAGUGCUAGGUGAUCAGAAGCAAUUGCCAUUUGCACAGAAACUACCACUUGGUUGGGUUUUGGUUGGCGAAGUGUGUUUGGGCCAGUUGCAUAUGGACGAGACUUGUGAGAACAUAAGAACAUUCAAGACUCAAGUGUUGAACGCAGACAGAACAACUUUGUUGUGCCCUUGCCAGAAUGCCUUGAAAGUAAGUGAGAAAAUCAACACAAGCGAUGAUAUUUUUAAGGUCACUAAAGCUGAUGAUCAAGUUGGACUGUCCCAAGAUGACCAGAAGUUCCUUCAAAUCAUGGACAAUACAAUAGACAUGAGAGAUGGUCAUUGGACAGCUCCGUUGCCACUAAAGAAUCCCCAAAAAAAGCUCCCAAAUAACAAGCUAAGUGUUUAUAAGAGAGCUACCAGCCUACGGGCUUCACUACAGAAAAAUCCAGUGAAACAAAAGCAAACGCACAAGUUCAUGCAACAGAUACUAGAUUCUGGCGCAGCAGAAGAGGCCCCACCACUGAAUGAAGACACAGAACGCUGGUAUCUACCUUUCUUUGGGGUAUAUCACCCGCGCAAGCCAAACAAGGUCCGAGGAGUGUUUGAUUCAUCUGCAGUAUUUGAUGGAAAUUCACUGAACAACAUUCUCUUGACUGGACCAAACUGCACGAAUAGUCUGCUUGGUGUACUUCUGCGUUUCAGACGUAAUGCUGUUGCUGUCAUGUGCGACGUGCAGCAGUUGUUCUAUUGCUUCAAGGUCAACAAGGAACACCGUGAUUUGCUUCGUUUCUUUUGGCACAAAGACAACAAUCCAAAGAAAGAGCUUAUAGAAUACCGAAUGACGGUUCAUGUCUUUGGGAACAGCCCUUCGCCAGCUGUAGCCACCUACUGCCUCAGAAAAGCUGUCGAGACUGCAGAUGAAGAUGUGAGAACCUUUGUAAACAGGGACUUCUAUGAAGACGAUGCCUUGACAUCACAUUUAAAGGAAGAAGAAGCCAUUGACUUGAUUAAAAGAACGCAAGAAACCUUGAGUAGAAGCAGUAUUAGACUGUAUAAGAUAGCCUCUAAUUCUAGAGUCGUGAUAAGCAGUUUCCCAGUAGAAGACCUCGCAAUUGACAUGACAUCCUUUGACAUCUCUACAGAUGAAAUGCCCGAUCAGGCUAGUCUAGGUUUGAAAUGGAAUACCAAUGCCGAUACAUUUGAGUUCAAGAUCAACAUUGCUGAAAGACCAUUCACAUGA